AUGAGUCAACUCGGUGUUGCAGCAAGCGAAAAUGACGGCGUCCUCUUCUCGCCAUCUCGAUCCAUCAGCCUCGUCUGCAUGGGGCCCACUUUUACAGGAUACCAAAAUGCCUCACCGGCCAGCCAAUCGGAGCUGGACACGAGACCGUUGGCCAGUCGGAGUCACGACAGCUCGCGUGAACACGGCCUCUACCUUCGAGAGGUCGUCACGAGGCCUCACGAAGCAGCGAGACAACGCGAGACGACCACGAAGCACAGACUGGACGCCGCCUCGCCGGACGACUCAAGGCCUACGACUUUGGCAAUCGUCGUGUUGCUGCCGCCAAAAAUGCCGCUCCCGGUCCGUAUUUGA
Protopolystoma xenopodis is the source of this 351-nucleotide messenger RNA. NCBI's taxonomy places the organism in Eukaryota, Metazoa, Platyhelminthes, Monogenea, Polystomatidea, Polystomatidae. The record is from the annotation of a GenBank genome assembly.